Messenger RNA from Pseudogymnoascus verrucosus, 1211 nucleotides. RefSeq lists its product as uncharacterized. The record is from RefSeq and is a predicted model, not a curated record. NCBI's taxonomy places the organism in Eukaryota, Fungi, Ascomycota, Leotiomycetes, Thelebolales, Thelebolaceae. Bases 135 to 734 code for a protein of 199 amino acids. Gene Ontology annotation, molecular function: acyltransferase activity, transferring groups other than amino-acyl groups. The transcript has 2 exons.
AUUCCAAGUAAGGAAGGUCCCACGCAAGACCACGUAAGAGACCACGUUAUCAAUUUCCAUGCCAGUGCCAACAUUUGAUAAAUAGUGAGUAUCACCCAUAUCAAGUAACCACACAACAUCCAACACCAGAAAAAAUGUCAUCAACAACCACACCCCCCCUCGCAAUCCGCCCCGCCACAAUAGCAGCCUCAGACCACGAGCUCCUAGUCGACUUCCAAGAAUCCCAAAUUCCCUGGCUCUCAACCGUCGGCAGCGCCGACCAAUGGGGCACCAAAUCCGUCCGCGAAGCCAACCCGGCCGUUACUCAAAAAGCCCGCUUAUGGAUCGAGAGGAGUGAGCAAAACGCUCCAUGGGGUAGUGAGUGGUGUCGCGCCUCCAUUGCGGAAUCAAGUAGCGGUGUCCCCGUGGCGGGAUUGGUGCUAGAUUCGAAGGCGCCGGCAUAUGUCAGCUCUGUUCUGCCGGAGCAGGAUGAGAGUGAUCCGUUUGUGUAUCUGGCGUACCUCAUUUCGAAUCGCGAUGCGGGGGAGGAGAGGAAGGGGGCUGCGGCGGCGCUUAUUGGGUUUGCUAAGGAGCAGGUUAAGAGUACGGGGGUGAAGCGGAUAUGUGUUGAUUGUUUUAGGGGGAAUGAUCGGAAGUUGGUCCGGUAUUAUGAGAGUCAGGGGUUUAAGGUUCUUGAAGACUUUACGGCGGGGGAGAAGGAGUGGCAGGGUUGCGUGUUGGAGAUGCGCCUUUAAUAAAGUGGUGGUGAUACGCUCAAGCAAUGAUGGACGAGGAAUUUAUUUCCUGGAAGUGACCUUGAUUGGGAUGAUCAUGAGCUGGCAGAACCUGGUGUAGAGAAACAGCCCCUUUGAAAAUCGGCCGUGACUUUACCACAGAACCACGAAGAAGAAGGGCAAGGCGUUUGGGAAGACUGCUGGGUAUUUGAGACGUUGCGCUGCUUCCUGCGCAUACACGAAUCGUGAACAUCAUCGCCAGCCAUACUGUAAAUUCCGGAAGUCAAUUUGAGAAGAUUCUGUGCCUUGGAAUGAACAAUGACAAUAAGAAGAAAAUCCUUUGCCCGUUGUUUGAAAGCACGGGCGUGACGGAAAUAAAAACCAGGCCUGGUGAGAGAACGGGACAAUAGUGAGGAUACUAGGCGGUGACAGGAGUGUAGUGAUAGUGAGAACUCAGGGUGAUGACAAGAAUGUAACGACGGUGAUAGCCUACCUGCC